Messenger RNA from Sinocyclocheilus grahami, 2328 nucleotides. Its product is annotated as sorting nexin-9-like. Gene Ontology annotation, cellular component: plasma membrane; cytoplasmic vesicle. NCBI's taxonomy places the organism in Eukaryota, Metazoa, Chordata, Actinopteri, Cypriniformes, Cyprinidae. The transcript is spliced from 16 exons. The record is from RefSeq and is a predicted model, not a curated record. Gene Ontology annotation, biological process: cleavage furrow formation; intracellular protein transport; plasma membrane tubulation. Gene Ontology annotation, molecular function: phosphatidylinositol binding. Bases 306 to 1910 code for a protein of 534 amino acids.
UGCUGUGGCGUGUCAUCUGAAGUUAAGUAAUUGCUCAAGUUUCUUUUGAUGAUACAAGCAUUUUUCUGAAAUGCAUUGGAAAUGAAGUGGACACUGAUGGUGAAGUUGCAUGACUGUGUAUUAGCACAGCUGCUUUAAAACUAUUUGUUUGAUGAAUAAUGUUUUGUGCUAGUUUUUGAACUGUGUGUAUUGUAAACCCUUGCAGGUCUCAGAUGGGCCUCCGCUAUUGAAAAAAAUCAGUGGUUUGAUGAAGAAGGUCUGGUCUUUAGGGUCAUGUCAGGGUAACCCUUCCCUUUCAGCGCUUUAUGAUGAUGUCACGUCUUUCCCCUAAGGUGGAUGUAGCUCAGCCGGAAACCCCAGUAACCCCAGUCACCCCGGUUACUGCAGGAUUUUCCUCCACCUCCCCUAAUGAGACAAGUAAUGGUAAUGACCCAUGGGCAGUGUUUGACAGUAAUGCAUCUGGGGGGGUUUCUAAUAACUGGGCAGCUCAGCCAGAGGGCACAGAGACCGGGGAAACCAGCAGCAGUGCAUGGCAUUCUGGGCAUCCGCAGGCCUACCAGGGUCCAGACAUUUACCCCUACCCAUGUCUUAUUGAUCUAUCAGGUGCAGAAGAUGAUGAGUGGGACGAGGAGUGGGAUGACGUGAAGUCAUCGGGUGGCUAUGCUGAAUCUGAGGCUGGAGAGGGCGGGGCUAUAAACAGAGGCGGAGCUCAUGGUUCAUCCAUGAAAAUUGCCCUCAACAAAUUCCCUGGCUUCUCCAAAUCAGGUCCUGAGCUGUACCUGCUGUCCAAACAGCCUGCCAAAGGAACCAGGUUGCCUGUUUACGGGGGAGAGGCUGGCCCAGUGUGGGCAUAUCCAGACUAUCAGCUGGACUGUGUUGUCGCUGACCCUAAAAAGGGCACCAAAAUGUACGGCCUCAAGAGUUACAUUGAGUACCAAGUCACACCCACCACCACAAACAAGCCUGUCAAUCACAGAUACAAGCACUUCGAUUGGUUGUAUGAAAGGCUUUUGGAUAAAUAUGGUUCAGCGAUUCCAAUCCCCUGCCUGCCUGAUAAACAGGUGACAGGUCGAUUUGAGGAGGAAUUUAUAAAAAUGCGCAUGGAGAGGCUUCAAGGUUGGAUGACGCGAAUGUGCCGGCAUCCAGUUGUCUCCAGCAGUGAAGUCUUCCAGCUGUUUCUCUCCUACAAAGAUGAGAAGGACUGGAAAAUGGGAAAGAGAAAAGCAGAAAAAGACGAGACCGUCGGAGUCAUGAUUUUCUCCACGAUAGAGCCUGAGGGACUGCCAGACCUGGACCUGAUUGAAGUAGAGCAGAAGUGUGAGCAGUUCAACCGUUUCACCAGGGCGAUGGAUGACGGUGUGAAAGACUUGCUGACCAUAGGAAAUGAACACUGGAAACGCUGCACAGGCCCCCUUCCAAAGGAAUAUCAACGGAUUGGCAAAGCUUUCCAAAACCUGUCCUCAGUGUUCAACAGCAGUGGAUAUGAAGGAGAGGCUACGCUCACAGAUGCGCUGACGGCCGCAGGAAAGACCUAUGAGGACAUCGCUCAGAUGGUGGCGGAGCAGCCAAAGAAAGACCUUCACUUCCUCAUGGAAACUAACAAUGAGUACAAAGGUCUGCUGGGAUGCUUUCCUGACACUAUUGGAGUUCACAAGGCUGCCAUAGAGAAAGUGAAGGAAGCGGAUAAACUAGUGGCCACCGGUAAAAUCACCACCUCAGAGAAGAUCACCAUGUCUAAACGUGCCAGCACCAUGUCAUACGCUCUGCAAGCGGAGAUGAUCCACUUCCAUACCAACCGUAUCUAUGACUACAACAAGGUGAUGCAGCAGUACCUGGAGCAGCAAGUCAAAUUCUAUGAGAUGAUUGCGGAGAAACUACGACACGCUCACAGUCAGUUCACUACUAUGUAACGGCGGAGCGGCCGUCCGGAAGCUGCCUCACUCGUUCUCUCUGUUCCUCUUACAUGAUUAUUCUCAUUCUGUGUUUCUAUUCAUGUUAUCUGUGUCAUGAUGUCAGUGCCAUAAAAAUAUCCUGUUGAUCUCAGGCCAAAGAAAGCAUUGAUCGGUGGCCAAAAGCAGCUACAGAUUGUGACUAAAAAUAUCAGAUUAUAUGGGGCUUUACUUAUUAUAAGUAUGUAGUUGUUGAUUUAGAUGUUCCAGGUUCUGUUAUGACCUCCAUCGAUUUGAUUUAUGAUAAAUAUGAAAGAUGCAGAGAGAGACAUAACUUUACGUACUUUUAUACAAGUGAUCUAAACUUAUUCUGAGGCACAUAUGAGGCUAAGCCAAGUUUGAUUGUGCCUUGUUUUGUAGAGACCCUGCAAAAAAAAAA